Messenger RNA from Panicum virgatum (switchgrass), 609 nucleotides. RefSeq names its product serine/arginine repetitive matrix protein 3-like. The record is from RefSeq and is a predicted model, not a curated record. NCBI's taxonomy places the organism in Eukaryota, Viridiplantae, Streptophyta, Magnoliopsida, Poales, Poaceae. The transcript has a single exon. Bases 1 to 609 code for a protein of 202 amino acids.
AUGCGCGCCGGCCACAGCAGCAGAGCUCGAGCCCGCCUUGCCGGCCACGGAUCCCUCCGCUCGUGCGCGCCGGUCGCCGGCGGCGAGGGCGGACUCGGCCUCGAGCCUGGGCGGGUGGGCGGCGGAGGUGCAAGGGCCCGCCCUCGACGACGGAGGCGCGGAUCCACGGCGGAGGCGGCGGCGGAGCUCCCCAAUCCGCGUGCCGGCACUGCGGCGAGCGUGACGGCGGGACGGGGGCGCGCGUGCGGCACGACGGCAGGUGCGCGCGCGGCGCAGGAGCAGGAGCGGAGGCACGCCGAGCUCGACCUGAUCCGCGCUGGAUCGAGCUCCAUGGCGGCCUCCCCGACGUCGGCGGAUGGGACACCGGCGUGCGCGGCGGCUCGCGGGACGGCGGGCGUUGCAGGACGGCGGCGAGCACGAGGCGGCUCUCGAGACAGCGGCACGGCGGCAGCCUCCUCCUCUCUGUCCAUGGCCGCGGCGGGCCGAGGAUUCGGCGGCGCCACCUCCCGAGCGCCCUCCCCGACGGCGGCCCCUCCUUCCUCCCCCUUCCUGGCCCGCCUCCCUGCACCCCUCGAGCUCAACGCCAUGGGCGGGCUUGACCUUGACUAG